AUGACCUGGGGGGUCUCUGCAGACAUCAUGAGACUCUGGCAUAAAAUGGGGGUGAAACGUGAUUACAAGAACUCAGCAAGAGAGUUCUCACAGCCUCUGUCACCUCAAUUCUCCAACUUCCUACCUACACAUGGUGCCCCUGUUAAGCCAAGCAACUCAGCGGAAGUUUGGGUAACCAACCCCAGUGGGAAACUUAGUCGAAAACCCCAUGGCUUCGCUCAGCUCAAAAUGUUCCGGAGUUUCAAGUUCCCCGAUCGGAUCUCCGGGGGAACCAGGUUGAGAGGAGCUUCACGAAGAGUAAGAUGGUGCAAAGAGAAGCACUGCAUAGGAACAUGGAAUGUAAGAUCCAUGUAUCAAGGAAAACUAGACAUAGUGAAAAGAGAAAUGGAGAAAAUUAACAUCGACAUAUUGGGAAUAAGUGAAAUGAGGUGGACUGGCAUGGGAGAAUUUGCUUUGGAUGGCCAUAUGGUGUAUUAUUCUGGGCACGAUAACAACAGAAGUAAUGGAGUAGCCUUCAUAGUUAGUGAUAAAGUGAGAAAAGCUGUAAUGGGAUGCAAAUAUAAAAAUGAUAGAAUGAUGUCCAUCAGACUUCAAGGUCAGCCCCUCAACAUCACAGUAAUUCAAGUUUAUGCGCCAACAACCGAUGCUGAAAAGGAAAUUAUUGACGAGUUCUAUGGAGAUUUACAAGAAUUACUACUGUCAACACCAAAAAAGAAUAUCGUCUUCAUAGAUGGAGCUUGGAAUGCAAAAAGGUGGAAGAGCGCGGUUCAUUCAGCUACAACAAGACCUGGGGCUGACUGCGGAUCAGAUUAUGAGCUCCUGAUUGCAAAAUUUUGGCUGAAACUUCAGACUGUAGCAAAAAGUAUCCCAACUUGCAGAUACAACCUUAACUCUAUACCCUCCGACUACACUGUAGAGGUGCAAAACAGAUUUAAUGUAUUAGAGCUGGAGGACAAAAGCUCACAAGAGAUGUGGACAGAAGUUGCUAAUACUGUCAAGGAGGCUGCAGAGAAACACAUUCCCAAGAAAAGGAACAGCAAGAAGGCUAGAUGGCUAUCAGUUGAGGCACUGCAAGUUGCAGAAGAACAAAGGAAAGCAAAAAUCAAGGGAGAUAGAUCAGUUAUGUUUAAAUUAAAUAAAGAUUUUCAGAAAUUAGCUAGAAGAGAUAAAAAUAUAUUCUUUAAUAAACAGUGCAAGGAAGUUGAAGAUAGUUACGGAAUGGGGAAGACAAGAGUUCUUUAUAAGAAAAUUAGAGAAAUUAAAGGAAAAUUCCAGGCAAAAAUUGGAAUGAUAAAAGACAGAAAUGGGAAAGAUCUGAGUGAAGCAGAGGAUGUUAAGGAAAGAUGGGCAUAA
Messenger RNA from Schistocerca piceifrons (Central American locust), 1353 nucleotides. Its product is annotated as craniofacial development protein 2-like. The transcript is spliced from 3 exons. The record is from RefSeq and is a predicted model, not a curated record. Lineage: Eukaryota; Metazoa; Arthropoda; Insecta; Orthoptera; Acrididae. Bases 1 to 1353 code for a protein of 450 amino acids.